CAACAAGACAACAUGAAAAUCUUCCUUUUCUUCUUGUACUUAUCUCUCUCAUCUUCCAAUGUGGUGCAAGUUGUUUGUACAGGUACAGGCCAGGCCAAGGAGAACCCAUUUACACCCAAAGCCUCGUUGAUUCGUUACUGGAACAACCACAUUUCCAACAGUUUUCCGAACCCACCAGUUUUGGUCUCCAAAGCUUCUCCACUCAAUGCUGUUGACUUGGCCAAACUCACUAAACUCGCCGACCAUAACUCUCUGUCUUCCCACAUUGUGGAUUUUUGUUCCUUGGCAGAUCUUUUCUGUUUGUUCGAGGACUCUUCGAUACUAGAUGUUGUCGCCAAGGGCAACAAGGAUGCGAAUUUUGAAGUUUAUUCCAGUAAAAGAUUUAAGGGUUAUGGUACGUCGAGACGUGGAGGAGUCGACUCUUUCAAGAACUACUCCGAUGGGCUAAAUACUCCCAAUGAAUCCUUUAAAAAAUACAGCGGGGGAUCAAACGGACAUAGAGAAGAGUUCAAUAGCUAUGCCAAAGAUGCCAACGUCGCUAUUGAUAACUUCACCAACUACGGCUCCGGCUCCACAGGUGGUUCUGGUGGAUUCAACAACUAUCAGGAACGAGUCAACGUACCGAACCUCCGGUUCACCAGCUAUGACUCGGAUGGUAACAACCAUAAACUCUCUUUCUCGAGCUACAGCUCCGAGACAAACUCAGGCUCCCAAGCAUUCACAAAUUAUGGGAAGAAGGGGAAGUCAGUUCCGGCUGAGUUCACAAGCUACAGUGGUAAUGCCAACACCAUCGGGUCGAGUUUUACAGGGUACGGGGUGUUGGGAAACUCGGCAAACGACUCGUUUAAAGCCUAUGGUGACUCAGGUAACAAUCCCCAUAACAACUUCAAAACGUAUGGUUUAGCUUCUAAGCUGGGGAUUGAUAGUUUUACUAGCUACAGAGAUUCAGCCAAUGUGGGAGACGAUUCUUUUCAGUCUUACGCAAGGGAUUCGGAUUCCGGGAAAGUUAAUUUCGCAAAUUACGGGAAAACAUUUAACGUCGGGAAUUCUACAUUCAAAGAAUAUGGUAAAGGAUCCACUGGUUCUACCACCAUAGGGUUCAAAAUCUAUGAUUUGGCUCGUUCCUUCGUUGAUUAUGCCAAAAAUGGUGUCUCAUUUGCUGGUUACUCGAACUCGAGCUCCAAAGAAACAGCCGAUGAGGCUAACGGUGGCAUUCCUGUAAAUAGAUGGGUUGAACAAGGUAAAUUCUUUAGGGAGUCCGUUUUGAAGCAAGGGAAUAUCAUGGUGAUGCCCGAUAUUGUCGAUAAGAUGCCCCGAAGGUCAUUUUUGCCCCGGGUGAUUUCGAGUAAAUUACCAUUUUCAACCUCCCACUUAUCCGAGCUUAAGAAAAUAUUUGGGACAAGCAUGGAACCGGUGCUUGCAAACGCAUUGGCGGAAUGCGAGAGGCCGGCGAGCCGUGGUGAGACGAAGCGGUGCGUUGGGUCAGCAGAGGACAUGAUCGACUUCGCCACCUCGGUCUUAGGCCACAAAGUGACGGUCAGAACGACAGAAAACGUGAAGGGGUCAAAGGAAGAGAUCAUGAUCGGAGAAGUCAAAGGGAUCAACGGCGGUGCUGUGACGGAAUCGGUAUCGUGCCAUCAGAGUUUGUACCCGUACCUACUGUAUUAUUGUCACUCGGUGCCCAAGGUUAGGGUUUAUGAAGCUGAAAUUUUAGAUGUUAAAGGUAAAUCCAAGAUUAAUCACGGUGUUGCCAUUUGUCAUCUUGACACGUCAGCUUGGAGUCCAGGUCAUGCUGCCUUCGUGGCACUUGGGUCUAGCCCUGGACGAAUUGAAGUCUGCCAUUGGAUCUUUGAGAAUGACAUGACUUGGACUAUUGUGGAUUGAUUUGCUUAGGAUAAAAAAAAGAAGCUAAUUUUGGUCCCACUUAGUUAUUUCUUUUCUUUUUUGGUC
Molecule: messenger RNA, 1950 nt
Organism: Hibiscus syriacus
Lineage: Eukaryota; Viridiplantae; Streptophyta; Magnoliopsida; Malvales; Malvaceae
Product: polygalacturonase 1 beta-like protein 3
Exons: 2
Coding region: 13-1884 (623 amino acids)
Source: RefSeq, a predicted model, not a curated record